This is a messenger RNA of Lampris incognitus (smalleye Pacific opah), 2284 nucleotides long. RefSeq names its product lines homolog 1 (gene lins1). The transcript is spliced from 7 exons. NCBI's taxonomy places the organism in Eukaryota, Metazoa, Chordata, Actinopteri, Lampriformes, Lampridae. The coding region runs from base 49 to 2247 and encodes 732 amino acids. The record is from RefSeq and is a predicted model, not a curated record.
CCCGUCCGCCUUGCGCGUUCCCGCCCGCCUGCGCGUUUCCCCCCAAAAAUGCGAGGCGGGUUUGACCGUAUUGCCGACGCGUCCAGGAGUCUGCGGAGGGGGACGCCUCUCUCGCAGGACGCUCGGGGACUGGCGACGCAAAUCUGCCGUGCCGUUCGCGCGCCACCCGGAGAGGAACCGAUGUGGCACCGCGGUCGUUUUGGCGACGGUGGUUCCGAAAGCUGCCGCCUGAGCGCUGCCGAAUGGACCUGUGUUGCCCUGACGCUGGUGGAGAAGGUCACUUCCCGUCUGAUGUGCCGCGGCGUGCCCGCGGAAAGCCGGCGGUGUCUGACGGACGUCUCGGCAGCCCUGUUCCAAGAGCUGGACCUCAUGCCCACGCUUGUUGAUCACUUCCAGUCUGAGGACCGGUUUAUCUCCCAUCUGGCUGCAAAGUGUGUUGCAGUACAUAUAGUCUACCAGCUCCAGACGUCUGGCACAGUCAGUCAAACUUGGCAACAGAAGUGUGUGCAAGUGUUUAAGAACUGCUGCCCCUGUAAUGGACUGGACUCAUGUAUGUGGUCACUCACCCAAGUUGUGAAAAAAACUCUCAAGGCGACCUGUGAGGGGAAACCAGAGAUCCUGGAGAAGCUCCUGGCAGAUUUUUACCCCUGUCUGAGUUCUCUGUGCUCAAAGUUGUUACCGGUGGAGGGGGGGCACUGCUGGGAGUCUGCAGUGUGUUUUAUCACACCCGGACACCGGGGGGCGACUUUAUCCACCUUCCUGGACCUGCUGGAAGUGCUCACAGCAACCAGGUUGUUAUGUGGAACUACUGUGUGUCUGCAGAGUCAGAGACUGGCAUAUAUACAUACCCCUGCGCUGCUGAGAAUAGUUCAUUCAGACUGCGACUACUUUGUGAAGAAGCGAGUGCUGUUGCUUUUAAAGAGAACCCUGCUUCAGAAGGCGGGAGAGGACAUGGCUUUGGGAGAGGUGUCGGCUGCUGCGCCGAAAGAUGAGAACUUUGCCACUGAUAUGACUACGCUAGCUGAGAGUGUGUUGCAGGCAGUCCACGCUGGCUGGCUGCAGUAUGUUCCAGUGGAGAAUGCCGCUUCGUUCUUUGGGCACGCCAGCCAAGUGUGCGUCGACGGUGGUCAGAAGUCAGACUACGGCAUGCUACGAGCCGUCAGUCUGGUCGUCCUCAAGUCACUGGAGUUUAAAAUCCAGUGUGCUGGUGAAACAGCUGGGGUUGACGGUGCUGUGAAAGUGCACCGGCAUCUGCAGGCUCUUUUGCAGUUCCUGAGCCAGCGAGGCGUCCCACUGAAGGAGUCCUCGCACCCUUGCACCUGGCACUUUCUGGUGUUUGGAGAGCAGGACGACGACAUGUUGGAGGCAGCUAAAGCUUUGUUCUCCCUAUUCCUCCAUCACAGAUCCUCUGAGUUGUGUGCUGCUGCAUCCGAAGCUGCUUGUGCAUCUGGAUUCAACCCUCACUGCCACUUUCUUCUUCUGCUCCAGAGCAUCUCCUUUGACCACAGCAUCCUCCUCGACUUUCUGAUCUCCACAGAAACUUGUUUCCUUGAGUAUAUUGUGCGUUACUUGAAGCAUCUCCGGGCUGACCGGGAAGGGUUCCUUCUGGCUCUUGUCAAAGAAUUGAGGGACUGGAGUGUCACCCUCAAGCUCAAGAGACACACCCUGUCUCAAAUAGUAGUGGUACAUCUGUCCAGCCAAGAUCUGGUCCAGUCCAGCCUUGGUGUCCAGCCUAUGGCCUGCAUCCCAUCAGUGGGUGAGGCCCGAUUGAACAUUGGGCUUUGCCUUGUGGACUAUGAGAGCUCAGAGGAGUCUGACACAGAUGAUAUGGAGGUUUCAAAAUAUUCAUUGGACACCAAAAAAGGAAAAAUGAGGCCACAGCCAACUGUGUCCAAUGAAAGCAGAUUACGUGACUUGGAUGCAAUACCAGGGACAAGUGGGCUGCCAGACUCACAGGCGCAAACACAGAUUGAAUGCAAGCCACGUGCCUCAACACCAGGGGCACAGACUGAGUCGAGGCCUAGAUUUGAAAGAACAACAAGAAGACUCUCGUCAACAUCAUCUCUACAAAUGACCCAGACUGGACAAACACCCUCUGCCCAAACAGAAUUAUCAAAGAGAACAGUGGUCUGCCUGUCCCAGCUCAGGGAGGUCGUGGCUAGGCUGCGGAUGAAGAACAUUUUCCCGUACAACCCCACCUGUCUUCUAAAGCUCUUGGACCAAUUUGAGAACGUGAGCUGUUCUUAGCAUCAGCCUCUCUCAACAGUGAAAUAAAUGUCAAACU